Molecule: messenger RNA, 726 nt
Organism: Fusarium musae
Lineage: Eukaryota; Fungi; Ascomycota; Sordariomycetes; Hypocreales; Nectriaceae
Exons: 2
Coding region: 1-726 (241 amino acids)
Biological process (GO): protein import into mitochondrial matrix
Cellular component (GO): TIM23 mitochondrial import inner membrane translocase complex; mitochondrial inner membrane
Molecular function (GO): transmembrane protein transporter activity
Source: RefSeq, a predicted model, not a curated record
AUGUCUUCUCUCUGGAACGCUUUCACCAGCGGCAAUAAGCCCGCCCACCAACAGCAACAGUCGCAGUCUCAGUCUCAGUCGCACCAACAACCCACAACACAAGAACCCGCGCAUUACGCCUACGACCCCACGGAAGGUCAGGGCGUCGAGUCUUUUCUUCAGAGCUCUGCCUUUGCCGACCCCUCGCAAUUACAUCCCCUCGCCGGCCUCAACAGAGAUACCCUUGAAUAUAUUUCCCUCGAGGAUUCAGCCCUGUCCGAGUUGCCUGGUGGCCAAUCAGUCCUGCCCUCGCGAGGCUUCACAGACGACUUGUGUUAUGGUACCGGAAUCACAUAUCUCGCUGGUCUGGGAAUUGGAGGUGCCUGGGGUCUGCAGGAGGGUCUCCGAAGGUCGGCUGGUCAGCCUCCUAAGCUGCGAUUGAACGCUGUUCUCAACUCGGUUACUCGACGAGGACCUUUCCUCGGUAACUCGUUGGGUGUCGUCGCUAUUAUCUACAACUGCAUCAACUCAUUGAUUGGAUCUGUCCGCGGAAAGCAUGAUGCCGGAAACACCGUCCUCGCUGGUGCGCUGAGUGGUAUGCUCUUUAAGAGCACCCGUGGACUUCGACCCAUGGCCAUCUCUGGUGGUAUUGUGGCUUCUGUCGCUGGUGCUUGGGCUAUUGUCCGACGAUCUUUCUUCCCUAUCCCAGAGCCCGUUCCUGCGGUUUCUGACGAGCUUACUCUGUAA